AUGGACAUGUCGACAAUGACAAUGGCAAUGGGCACAGCCAUGUCCGACAUGCCAACAGCCACUUCGGCCUCUGCACCUAUGUCUACGUCGAUGGGUAGCAUGGACAUGUCGCAUUCCUCGUCCAUGAUGCCCGCCAGCGACAUGGCCAUGGUAUUCUUCCGGGCCGUCACAACACCACUCUUCUCCUCGGCCUGGGCUCCCUCCAGCGAUGGCACCUACGCCGGGACCUGCAUCUUCUUGAUCGCCUUUGCUGUCAUACACCAGAUACUCAAUGCCGUCAAGCGCACGCUUUUCAGCACUCCCGAUGCAGUCGUGCUGCCGAGGGACUCUUAUAACCCCAAAAUGUCAGUGGCGGAGCGCCUGAGAGAACAAUUAGCCAACCAUCCUUUCCGUAUGGCCACUGAGACGAGCCGCGCCCUGUUCCAAGUUGUUACCAGUGGUAUAGGAUAUCUGCUUAUGAUCGCCGUCAUGACAAUGAACGUCGGAUACUUUCUGUCAGUCCUGGGAGGGAUUUUCCUGGGCACUUUGAUUGCUGGCCGCUUCGGAUCUGAUGCUGCCUCUGGACACUGA
Fusarium falciforme is the source of this 570-nucleotide messenger RNA. Its product is annotated as Copper transport protein. The transcript has 2 exons. Gene Ontology annotation, molecular function: copper ion transmembrane transporter activity. Lineage: Eukaryota; Fungi; Ascomycota; Sordariomycetes; Hypocreales; Nectriaceae. Gene Ontology annotation, biological process: copper ion transmembrane transport; intracellular copper ion homeostasis. The record is from RefSeq and is a predicted model, not a curated record. Bases 1 to 570 code for a protein of 189 amino acids. Gene Ontology annotation, cellular component: plasma membrane.